This is a messenger RNA of Pseudogymnoascus verrucosus, 1096 nucleotides long. RefSeq lists its product as uncharacterized. Lineage: Eukaryota; Fungi; Ascomycota; Leotiomycetes; Thelebolales; Thelebolaceae. The transcript is spliced from 2 exons. The record is from RefSeq and is a predicted model, not a curated record. The coding region runs from base 1 to 1026 and encodes 341 amino acids.
AUGGGAGUCUACGACCAGGGAUGUCUGAACAUCCCAUUGCCUCGUUGCAUCGGGGAGCUCGUGAAGGCACCCUCAGUUCCAGUAUCUCACCCGGGAGACGGAAAUGUGCUCGAUCUACUCAUAGAGUUUGGGCGAAAAUACAACCGUGAUAUCAGUGAGAUACGGCAAGCAUGCGACCUUGCCGAAGGUUACUCGGAUCUCGUCAUCAUUCUUCAACGGCCAGCUCCACGCCACAACUACUCGGUGGACUUUGAGAAAUUCGUGGCUGAUUGUCCUACUUUGGAUGCGGUGGACAAGCUCAUCAGAUAUGCUAGUAAAGGGACACGAAGCAUCGAAACGGUAUCGGUUUUUGAUGCUUAUUCCUUUAAACCUGGAUUAACGGCUGCGUGGCCGUCAGAUGAUGACUGUCACUUGCUCCUCGAGCAAAUGCUCAAAUUCAAAAAGCCACGAGUAGUGAUAUGCUGUUGGAACAAAGGCGCCGCUACAUGUAGCAACGAAUUUGUUGGGCAAUUUGUUGGAGGAGGGGUCGGAAACCCAACAAUUCGCGACGAAAUUGAUAUUGAGGGGUGCAGAUCCGUCGCCAUACGGUGUUUUCAUCCAGCGACGGCAAUGUGCUACAAUCCAUACAACGCAGAUUAUCAAGCACUCUUGACUUACCACUUUAUUGCUGCAUUUUCAGAGCUCAGCUACAGGAUUCAUGAGCCAUGGUGGUUAGAGCAGAUCAAUACUCGGAGCAUGCAUGCUAUUAAAUGGCAGAGAAACGACCGUUUAGAUACACCAGAUGCAUAUGACCGUAUUGUUAGAAUCUUCCAUAGGAUUUUCGGGAUGAAACGAAUACGAAUAUAUAGGAGCAUGGAAAAAAAAGAGGAGAUGAUAAAUAAUUUUAUUAUGCGACUGGACAACGCGAUAUACAGGGACGGAUCGAGUCAUAUUUCUCAGCUCUUUCUUUUGAGGCUCUUCGGCACAAUUAUUUUUAUUUUUAUUUUUAUUUUGCAUAACAAGAACAGACUUGAACUGAGAAAGUGAAAUCUGGAACUUCUUAUUUUGCUAAUUAAACUAUGCUUUUUAUUAAUUAUUUUUUAUUUUUUUAGCUGGG